AUGGCUCCGAACCAUAUCAAAUGGACCGUUUUGGUGAUAACGGCGAUCACCCUGAUAGGAAGGAGUUUGGGGGUGACCAAAGUUACCAGAAAACCGAUGGGCUUCCGAUAUGUCACCGAUCAGGAAACUGCAGCUUCGGAAGACGAUCGUAAAGACGAGAGCAAGCAUCACGAAACGGACACGAACGCGCAACACGAAGAGCACGAUCACAAGGGCGAAGAGGAGGAGUCGAAAAAGAGACUCGAACACGGACACAAGGAAGAAAAGGCAGGACAGGGCCACGAAGAGGACGAAAAGGACGAACACCACCAUGAUUCGAAGUCCGGCCACGAAAAGGACGAAGAAGACGAGUCGGAUCAUUACAGCGAUCAUCAUCGUGGCAAAGAUACGGAAAAAUCUGGCAAAUUCGACGACAAGGGCGAUCAUCAUGAAGGACACAGUACGAAGGGAGAGCAUAACAUUUUCAAGAAGGACGAGUACGAAAAGAAGCACGACUUCUUUGACGAGUACCACGAGGACGACGACAACGAGGAACACGAAGACUAUGAACACGGCCAUAAGAAGGAACAAGGCGAACAUCACGACGAAGGACAUCACGAAAAAGAUCAUCACGAGAAACAUAUUUCGUUAUUAAGACCGGGCUUUAUAGUUGUUUGGAAAUAUUUCCAGGGUCAUCAUGGCGAGGAGAAAGAGCACGAAGGCGGCCAUCACGAGAAAAAGGAGAAAAGCCAUAAAGGCGACGAAGGUCACGAUCAUCACCAUCACGAGGGGGAAAAGCAUGACGAGGAAGUCCAUCACGAAUCCGGGAAAAAAUGGGCUCACAAGAAGGGCAAACGUUGA
Orussus abietinus is the source of this 840-nucleotide messenger RNA. Its product is annotated as histidine-rich glycoprotein-like. NCBI's taxonomy places the organism in Eukaryota, Metazoa, Arthropoda, Insecta, Hymenoptera, Orussidae. The record is from RefSeq and is a predicted model, not a curated record. The transcript is spliced from 5 exons. The coding region runs from base 1 to 840 and encodes 279 amino acids.